Messenger RNA from Eucalyptus grandis, 4653 nucleotides. RefSeq names its product disease resistance protein RPV1-like. The transcript has 5 exons. The record is from RefSeq and is a predicted model, not a curated record. NCBI's taxonomy places the organism in Eukaryota, Viridiplantae, Streptophyta, Magnoliopsida, Myrtales, Myrtaceae. Gene Ontology annotation, molecular function: ADP binding. The coding region runs from base 565 to 4536 and encodes 1323 amino acids. Gene Ontology annotation, biological process: defense response; signal transduction.
GAGUACUUCAACAAUAGGGGGACUUGUGGAAAACCAAGUCCUGAAGAGAAUGUAGUUGCAGAACUGACAGUAUAGUCCAAUGCUGAGUCUACCUCAACUCUGCCACCAACACUACCUUUGCUGUCAGAAACUUCUGUUCAGUCAGCUCUUGAGGGAUCUUUUGGAACUUUUGAAUUAGCCACAAACUCACCCUCCAUUUCACCAAGUUUUGAUUUGGAUCGACAAUAUGGUUACGUAGUGCAAGGGAAUGGUCAGUCAUCCUCACUGUCUGAUUUCACGGGUUCAUCAUCUUCUUCCUCUGUACAAUCCAAAACGUCCUUAUUGGCUUCUCCCCCUCCUCCUCCUCCUCCACCACCACCUCCUCCCCGAUCAAGAGGUGCAUCCUCAUUGAAGAGUUUUAAAAGAGUACCAUUUGAUACCCUUCCUCAAGCCCAUUCUCCUAAGUCACUUAUUUCGGGAACUCCUCCAUCACCCAUUGUGAAUAAUUCACCUCGAGCUUCUUCUGUUCCUGCCCCUCCUCUACCACUUCCUUCUCCUCCGUCUGUGGCUCAGGUGGAGCAAAUAAUGUCUUCUUCUGAACUGUCUCAAGAUGAAAUUACGAUGCGAAAUAUUGUUGAACCCACAAUAAUGCAGGCCUUCAAACAUCAACCAUUAUUGUCUUUGGAAAAGCCUCAUGUUGUCAUCUCAGGUGAGAACACGGAAUCUCUGAGGUGGGAAGGAGUAGCAGCUGUGACAGAAACAAACAUGGAGGUAACUUCUGUCAGUGACUCAGCAUCCUCAUUGGCUGUCAAUAAUGGCUGUUUAGCAGCUGUGACAGAAACAACCUCCAUGUCAUCUGGAUAUGACUAUGAUGUUUUCUUGAGUUUUAGAGGGCCAGAUACUCACUUUGGCAUUGUAGAUUCCCUCUAUCAACGCUUGAGAGAUGCUGGAAUCCGCACAUUUAUAGACAAUGAAGAGCUCCACAUUGGAGAGGAGUUUGGUCCUGAUUUGCUCAAAGCUAUCAGGCAUUCAAAAAUUGCAAUUCCCAUCUUUUCCAAAAACUAUGCCAUUAGUAAAUGGUGUCUUAAUGAGUUAGUCGAAAUGAUGGAGUGUAGGAAAACAAGGAGACAGAUGGUUAUGCCCAUUUUUUAUCAUGUUACUCCAUCAGAUGUCCGUUAUCAAUGUGGGUCUUAUAAAGAAGCCUUUCUUUCACAUGAAAAGAAAUUUGAUGGGAACAAUAUCAGUAAGUGGAAAGCUGCUCUCAAGGAUGUUGCCAACCUAAUGGGAUGGGUCAUCAGAGGCGAUGGAGUACUGGUAAAGACAGUUGUCCAGAAGGUUAUAGAUGAGUUGAAAAUGGCUUAUCUGCUGGUAACCGACUGCUUGAUUGUAGUUGAAAGUCAUGUGAAGAAAAUCGAUACAAUGAUGUGUGGUGAUUCAGAGGAUGUAAGAAUUCUUGGAAUUCAUGGUAUGGGGGGUGUAGGAAAGACUACUCUUGCCAAAAUAAUCUACAACAGGCUUUCACAUCGUUUUGAAAAUCGUUGCUUUCUUUCUAAUGUCAGAGAAGCUUCAGGGAGAAAGGACAUCGAGCGUUUGCAGAAUCAGCUACUCUAUGAUAUCCUCAAAAUAAACUUGCCCAAUGUUAGUAAUGCUGAUAAUGGAAUCAAGGAAAUAAAGCAAAGGUUGUGGGGCAAAAAGGUUCUGCUUCUACUUGAUGAUGUUGGUAAAAAGAGUCAUUUGAAUGAACUUAUGGGAACACUAGGGGGGUUUGGUUUGGGAAGUAGGAUAAUUAUCACCAGUAGAAACAUGGAUGUUUUCAAUGUGCCUGAGGUCUGUUGUACUACUUAUGAGCUUUCUGAAAUGGACUUCGGUCAAUCUCUUCAACUUUUUUGCAAACAUGCUUUUGGAAGAGAUCAUCCUUCAGAUGAGUAUGCUGCUUCCUCCAAUGAAGUGGUGAAAAUGACCGGAGGACUUCCUCUUGCUCUUGAGGUUAUAGGUUCGCUACUUUCGGGUAAGGGGAAAGAUGUUUGGGAUGUUACAUUGGAGAAGUUGGAAAAGGUUCCAAAUGAGGAAGUUACGAGAAAGUUGAAAAUAUCUUAUGACGCUUUGGAUAAACGUCAACAGCGGAUUUUUCUGGAUAUAGCUUGUCUUUUUAUUGGAUUUGAUAAAAGGGUUGUGUUUCACAUAUGGAAUGAUUCCGAACUCUUCCCAGGUGAAGGUCUUCAAACCCUUCAGCAGAUGUCUUUGAUAAAAAUUGGAAAAGACAAUAAGCUAUGGAUGCACAAUCAGCUAAGAGACUUUGGUAGAGACAUUGUUCACCAAAAAUGUAACAUGCAACUAGAGAAACAGACCAUACUAUGGAAUCCUAAGGAAGCUUCUGAGGUUGUUAUUGGAAAGAAGGGAACAGAACACACAAAAGCUCUUUGUCUGGAGUUUGAUGACCAUUUGCAGCAGUCUUUUACUAAUGAAGAGUUAGGGAGGCUAUCAGAUCUGAGAUACCUAGAAAUGAGGCCUGUCCAGGAUAAUUGGCCUACGAGUGGCUUUCCAGCAACUAGUUUCCCUAUGAAUGCACCCAUCCUAUCUGAGCUGAGAUGCCUUUCAUGGCAUAAUUUUCCUCCAGUACUUACAUUGACUACUUUUUCCAUGACGAACAUGGUCAUUCUUGAUCUAUCAUGGAGUACGUUGUCAGAAAGUUGGGAUGGUUGGAGUCAUAUAAAGAUGGCAAGGAAAUUAAAAGUUUUGAAUUUGACUGGUUGUGCACACAUGCAUAAAACUCCCGACUUAUCUUCAAAUGUAAAUUUAGAGCAGUUGAUUCUUGAAAGCUGUGGAAGAUUGGUUCAGAUUGACAAAUCUAUAGGGCAGUUGACGCAGUUAGUUCUUUUGAACUUAAGGUUCUGUCGUGAACUUUGCAAACUGCCAGAAGAGAUGGCCAACUUAGAAUCGCUGGAGGAACUUCUUAUUGACUGCACUUCCAUAAGAGAAGUCCCGGGGCUGUCAGUAAGUAACUGCGGUUCAAUUGGUAACUUAACCUCUCUAUCAAGGCUCUCUUUGGAAAAUGUUGAAGUUUCUCAACCUCAUCUAGAGAUUAGAGCGCUUGUAAAGCUUGAACACUUGUCUCUGAGUGGGUGUAAGUUGCUCAAGAAAAUUCCAGACUCAAUUUGGAAUUUGGAAUCACUAGUCGUGCUGAAUCUGUCCCACACACAUAUUGCUGAGUUGCCCAAAUCACUUGGGAACUUGAAAAAUUUGAAAAUACUAAGGAUGUGUGGUAGUUCCAUAAGAAGUAUACCCAGUGCAAUUGGGAUGUUGGAGAAGUUGAAAGAGAUAGAUGCAGAGUUCUGCCAAUGUCUGGAGGGGACAAUACCUGAAGAUAUUGUGAGAUUAUCAUCUUUGGAGAUCUUGAAAUUUUCAAAUACUAGAAUAUGUAACAUCCCGAAGCUUCCCGAAAGCCUCCUCAGUUUGCAUAUUGGUACUAAUUCGAUGAAGAGACUUCCGGAUCUCUCAAACCUGAUAAAUCUGACAGAGUUGAAUUUGGAGAUUUCUCAAGUUCCCGAGUUUUGUUUGGCUGAAGAGGAUUCUACUUGUGUGGACAUGACUGAGCUUGGACGGGAUCCAUCACCAUGGUGGAUUGGAAAUUUAUGCAAUCUGGAGUCUCUAAAGUUGUCCUGUGACAACAUAACUGUCCUCCAUCGAGACAUUGGUCUUCUCUCUGAACUCAAAAGACUUGAACUUCUUUGUUUUAACCUGCAGAUUCUCCCUAGGCUUCCAUCAAGUUUAUUGUGCUUGCUUAUUAAAUCCUCCCGAUCAUUGGAAAUAUCGUUAGAUCUAUCAAAUUUCAAGGAACUAUUGGAGCUGAGGAUCUAUUCUUCUGCAAUAACAGAUGUCCAUGGCCUUGAAAGUUUGAAGAAUCUUCAAACUUUGGACCUUAGAGCAUUGAAUACAAAUGAGAAAUUACCUGACCUUUCAAACUUAAAGAAGCUCAAUGAACUGCAUUUGGGACACUCUCGUAAUCUGAUCGAUCUUCAAAGUAUUCAAAGCUUGGAAAAUCUGAGAAAUUUGAAGCUCAUCAAUAUUCUACAACUCGAGAAAUUACCCAAUCUUUCAAACUUGAUGGAGCUAACUGAACUUCACCUGCUGCAGUGUCAUGGUCUAACUGAGAUUCAAAGCUUUAAGGGUUUGGAGAAGCUGACAGUGCUAAAGCUAGGUGAGCUCCCUCUGCUUGAGAGAUUGCCUGAUCUCUCGAACUUGAAGAAACUCACAAAACUUGAUCUACAGCAGUGUCAUAAUCUUGUCAAGAUUCAAGGAAGAUUAGAUUCGCUGGAAGACUUGUGCAUCUAUGGAUGCAACUCUUUGGUUGAGUUGCCUGAUCCUUCAAGCUUCAAGAAUCUGAAAUCUCUGCAAUUGCGUGAUUGUGAGAUGCUGCGGAUUGACCAGGUUUGGGUCUCGAAAUCUGAUACAUUUGAUACGGUAUUUGGAAGUCCAAGAUGUUUGAUGAUGAGAAGGUUAGGCAUCUGUGUGUGUCAAUUGGGUAGACAUUUUUUCUCGCCAUCUCUUCCUUCCUGAAAAUGUAGGAAGAGAGUGCACGACUUCCUUAUUUGCAUACAACUACGUGGAUAUGCUAUUGAUUUAGCUAGCCAAAAGUACAAUCCAGUUGAAAUGUAUUUUCUUGUAACUUCUGAA